Molecule: messenger RNA, 1580 nt
Organism: Frankliniella occidentalis (western flower thrips)
Lineage: Eukaryota; Metazoa; Arthropoda; Insecta; Thysanoptera; Thripidae
Exons: 4
Coding region: 324-1274 (316 amino acids)
Source: RefSeq, a predicted model, not a curated record
GCUUCAGCCCCGGAUAGCGGGACAUGCUCGCCCAUUCAGUUAGCUGCACCGGGGCCCAUAGAACGGUUGGGGACGCAAAUGCCAGCCGAUAAUGUAUCGUCAAACGGUCCCCCUCCUCGCACUGGUUUUAACCGUGCCGCCCCUGCUGUCCGCCGUUUUGCGGUGUGUCCAGGUACGAUACUGGAGCAUCCCACUGACACUCCGGCUGGUCGAAAUGCGUGGACUUGGUAGCCAAGGCAAUACGUCUGGUUCUCCUCUGUGACGAGGUCGAGAAGCAAGGGUCGCCCGUGUUCCACCUGGUGCGGCGGUGCUCGCGCUCGGCCAUGUCCGUGGUGGCGCAGGCCAACGUCACCUCCCGAGGCCGGUGCGCUGACCUGGCGGCUUCGCGCCGAGGGCUGGCCUUCAACUACAGUCCGAGAGACGCGCCCCGCGGCGACGGCCAGUUCAGCAGCUCGUGCCUCGUGCUGGACUGCCCCGAGUUCCAGGAGCUGUCGUCGCUCCAGCGCGACGAGGCCUACGACUACUACAGCCUGUUCACGGAUCCUAUGCCCCAGGUAGGCUGGUCCUGCGUGCCCGGGGUGGGGCUGUUCCGCGUCCGAGGGCUGUCGACGGGGCCGGAGCGGGCCAACUAUUCGGCGGCGGGGGACCAGUGCCGCGAGGACAGCGGCGAGCUCGCCCACGUCCUGAGCGAGGCCAGGACGGCGGGGCUGGCCGCGCUGCUGGCCGCCAAGGGCCUGGACGCCAAGAACCGCACCGUCGGGCCCGUCAACAGGGCCUACGUGAACCUGGACGACACGGCCAAGGAGGGGCUCUUCGUCACCUCGUCCGACGAGCCCCUCGACUGCUUCCCGUUCAGGGCCUGGGCGCCCGGGGAGCCGCGCCACCGCCUGCCCACCGACGAUUGCGUCGUGCUGGAGCGGCGCCCGGCCGGCGGCUCCUGGGCCGUCACGGACUGUCGCAAGAGGCUGCCCUUCGUCUGCGAGCUGUACCCGGGCCCCGGCGGCGAGUGCGACGAGGACGACUCGGCGUGCCGGUCGCUGCGACGCCUGCAGGGCAGCCCGGAGGACCGGUGCGAGGGCUGGGACAUCCUGGCCGUGCCGCCCGCCCAGCCCACCACCACAGGGGCGCCCAUCACACCCGAGUACCCCGACGACGACGACGACGAGGGGCAGCAGGGCGGCGCGGGGCAGGGGGAGGGCGACGAGGACGAGGAUGACGACGGCGAGGACGGUCGCGUCUCCAAAAGGUCGGCGCCCGUGAGGGGCGCGCUGUGAGAGGACUGGCACCGGGGUGGUGAGAGAGGGGGGGGGGCAAACUCAUUUCAAACUUUCAUCGCCCCUCGCCUCGCCUCUUGCUAUCAAACUGCUGCAGGUGGGGAUUCGCACCGCCGUAUACCGCAGAUCCCCCAGAACUUUUCUCGCCGCUAUAAUGCUUUGGUUUCGAGCAUUUCCACGCUCCCGCUAAAGACUACCGUCCUUUUCGAGCGCGACCUAGACCGUCGAAAGGAUUUUGAGACGCCAGCAGGGUGAUUCCGCACACCGCACGUGGAGGCUAGCUCCCUCGCGCGAGGGACUUCUCUC